AUGGCGACGCUAACUGAGACCCCGCCCGAUAGGUUCCAGAAACAUGUCGCAUUUGACAAUGUUCCAACCGGCGAACCGACGAAGAAUAAUGCUAUCUCAUUUACGCUCAAUGUUCGACACAAGGGCUACCAGGCUAGGCGCAGAUCGCGGUGUUUUAUGGUUGGGGUUGACGAGCAUACCUACUCCGAUUAUGCGUUGCAGUGGCUGCUCGACGAACUGGUCGAUGACGGUGACGAAGUUGUUUGCGUGCGAGUAGUCGAAAAAGAACUGCGGCUCACGGACAAGCAGUACAGGGACGAUGCGCAAUCGGUUAUGAAGGGGAUUGUUGCUCGGAAUGGCAAUAACAGAGCCAUCAACAUUGUCCUUGAAUAUGCCGUGGGCAAGUUACACACGACUUUUCAAGUCCUAAUCCAGAUGUACCAGCCUGCAAUGCUCAUUGUGGGGACUAGAGGACGCACCCUCGGUGGUCUUCAAGGCCUGGUCAACACCCGCAACUCGUUUUCCAAAUACUGUCUCCAAUAUUCACCUGUCCCUGUGGUAGUGGUUCGACCUACCGAAAAGCGCAUCAAAAAGAAGGCCAAACGUGCCAACGACUCUGCCCGACAGACCUAUGUGAGCAUGUUGGCCGCAAAUGCCGGAAAGCAUGAGGCCGAUAGUGAGGCAAGUAGCAUUUAUGAGCUCGAGGUCCAAAACUCGCCCGACGAAGAAGCGCAUCAGGUCGCACGCGCUUUAGGACUACCUGCGUCUUUCGAUCCUACGAUUAAGCCUCUCAACCAUAGCCAGAUACCGAAUCGCAGAUCCACCGACCCUACUGCUGCUACUGGCCCUGUUAAUGAAGCCGCGGAGAACCAGCGAGUCGUUAAAGAUGAUGUCAGUGUCGCCGCUGAGAGCGAUGACGACGACGACGACGACGACGACGACUCUGGAGAGUUCGAGGUCAUGAGCGGGCAACAAGCCCUGGAUAAGCAGAAGAUGGAUCAGCUUCAUAAGAUGGAGGUUGGUGAAGCAGCAGCAUUCAAGAUGAAGGUGGAUGAGGAACUUGAUGAAGAAGAUGAUACCCCCUCAGCCCCGAAAGGAACAUCAUAG
Fusarium redolens is the source of this 1086-nucleotide messenger RNA. RefSeq lists its product as uncharacterized. The transcript is spliced from 2 exons. The coding region runs from base 1 to 1086 and encodes 361 amino acids. Lineage: Eukaryota; Fungi; Ascomycota; Sordariomycetes; Hypocreales; Nectriaceae. The record is from RefSeq and is a predicted model, not a curated record.